Molecule: messenger RNA, 890 nt
Organism: Aspergillus ruber CBS 135680
Lineage: Eukaryota; Fungi; Ascomycota; Eurotiomycetes; Eurotiales; Aspergillaceae
Exons: 4
Coding region: 1-690 (229 amino acids)
Molecular function (GO): protein binding
Source: RefSeq, a predicted model, not a curated record
AUGCAUCAGCUUGUUCGCUUAGCAACGAGAAAUUGGCUUAGGAGCAAGGGAGUUAUAGAAAAUUGGACCAUCAGGACAGGCGAAUAUUUGAGUGAAAUUUUCCUCCCUGGUCAUCCCAGAAAUCGGGUAGAGUGGUGUGCUGCUCAGUGUCUGUAUGCUGAUGGGCGAUAUCGCGAAGCAGCAAUGCUUUUUAAAAGCGUGUUGGACAGGAGGACACAGCGGCUCCAAAGGGGAGAUGUAAAGAUCUUUAUGAUGCUAGAAGUGCAAGUGGUGAACACACGCAAGACAGUGUUGGGCGUUGAACAUCUUGACAUAUUAUUGGCCAACAUGAAUAAUUAUGUAUCGACAUUGUUGGGUCAGGGCCAAUGGAAGGAGGCUGGAAAGCUAUUCAUACAAGCGGUUGACAUGCACAAGACAGUGCUGGGCGCUGAACAUCCUGACACACUGGCCAGCACGGCCAACCUCACAUUGACAUACGCCGAAGGGCUGGGAGUGCAAGUGAUGGACACACGCAAGACAGCGCUGGUUGCUGAACACCCUGACACAUUGAUUAGCAUGUGGAAUCUAGCAUAUACAUUGAAACAUCAACAGCGCAAUGUUGAGGCUAUUGCUCUGCUCAAAUAUUGUGUUCAGCUACAAGAACAGCGAUUUGGGCCCAACUCAUCUGUACAGUACUCGAGCCUUGUCUGACCUCGAAAUUUGGCAAAAGCCCUUCUCUGGCAGCCUCAUAUAGACACCGCUCACUUAGAUCCACGGAUCUGUUCGAAAAACAGCCAUCAUCAAAUCAUUGCCAGCGAAUACCCAUUUCACAUUCAGGUGAACCAAAAUCGUGUGAUCCAGAAUCGCCUUCUAGCUAGGUUUCACCUCUUAUUGUCACCACUGCGAACACC